This is a messenger RNA of Choloepus didactylus (southern two-toed sloth), 3171 nucleotides long. It is a transcript of the gene NAPG, whose product is annotated as NSF attachment protein gamma. The coding region runs from base 82 to 1020 and encodes 312 amino acids. Gene Ontology annotation, biological process: intracellular protein transport. The transcript is spliced from 12 exons. The record is from RefSeq and is a predicted model, not a curated record. Gene Ontology annotation, molecular function: soluble NSF attachment protein activity; syntaxin binding. NCBI's taxonomy places the organism in Eukaryota, Metazoa, Chordata, Mammalia, Pilosa, Megalonychidae. Gene Ontology annotation, cellular component: SNARE complex; vacuolar membrane.
CGCGCUCCCGCUUCCUCCUGCGCGUUUCCACGCCCACUCGGUGGGGUUCCGUCAGGGCGCGUCAUCGGUCCCCCUGUGGAAAUGGCCGCGCAAAAGAUAAACGAGGGGCUGGAGCACCUGGCCAAAGCCGAGAAAUACCUAAAAACUGGUUUUUUAAAAUGGAAGCCGGAUUAUGACAGUGCUGCUUCUGAAUAUGGAAAAGCAGCUGUUGCUUUUAAAAAUGCCAAACAGUUUGAGCAAGCAAAAGAUGCCUGCCUGAGAGAAGCUGUUGCACAUGAGAAUAAUAGGGCCCUUUUUCAUGCUGCCAAAGCUUAUGAACAAGCUGGCAUGAUGUUGAAGGAGAUGCAGAAACUUUCAGAAGCUGUUCAGCUGAUUGAGAAAGCGAGCAUGAUGUAUCUAGAAAAUGGCACUCCCGACACGGCAGCCAUGGCAUUGGAGCGAGCUGGAAAGCUUAUAGAAAAUGUAGAUCCAGAAAAGGCUGUACAGUUAUAUCAACAGACAGCUAAUGUGUUUGAGAAUGAGGAACGCUUACGACAAGCAGUUGAAUUACUAGGAAAAGCCUCAAGGCUGCUAGUGCGAGGACGCAGGUUUGAUGAGGCGGCACUCUCUAUUCAGAAAGAAAAAAAUAUUUAUAAGGAAAUUGAGAAUUAUCCAACGUGUUAUAAGAAGACAAUUGCUCAAGUUUUAGUCCAUCUACACAGAAAUGACUAUGUGGCUGCAGAAAGAUGUGUCCGGGAGAGCUACAGCAUACCAGGAUUCAAUGGAAGUGAAGACUGUGCUGCACUUGAACAACUUCUUGAAGGAUAUGACCAGCAAGACCAAGAUCAGGUGUCGGAGGUCUGCAACUCCCCACUUUUCAAGUACAUGGACAAUGAUUAUGCUAAACUGGGCCUAAGCUUGGUGGUCCCAGGAGGGGGAGUCAAGAAGAAACCACCAGCAAGCCCUCAGGCCAAGCCUGAUGGCAUCCCCACCGCAGCUGCUGAAGACGAGGACGAUGAGUACUCAGGGGGGCUGUGUUAACGUUCUGCUCUGCAAAGGGGAAAAGAAGGCAAAGGGCCCGCCACUUCAUGGCUUCGGACCUUGUGUGAGGGUAUUUCAUAAUUCAUGGUGGUCACGAUUUUGAAUUCUGAUGAAGACUGUCAUUUUUAGUUAAUAUCUGUAUCCACUACCUGUGAAGCCCUUUGUUCUUUCCAUGAUAACAGCUUUUCUAAGAUACCAGGAGGAAUUAGCAGAAAAUAUAUUGUCAUGUUUUAAUACAGUUGAUUUUCAGGUUUGUGAGUCAAAUUGUAGACAGAUCACAUUCUAAAUAAAUGGGGCAAUAGGCAUAGAAGUUCUUCCUCUUUGAAUCUUAUUAUUAGGGAAUUUUCAUUUUAUUUAAUGACUGCUAAAAAUUUAGUUUACUGGUUGAAAAAAAACUUAGCAUUUUAAAAAUGUUUUAUUUUGCAAAAGAAAUCUGUCCCCUAUUUAAAUUAUUAAAUCUUUUCAGGGACGAGAUUGGGACAGAAAGAUAUUUUGAGCCUUACAAUGUUAUUUUAGCUUAAUAAAAGAAGCAUUUAAGGACUAUCUGUGAGUUGCAAAUUUUGAAGGUAGCUUAUUAGAUUCAUUCUCUAAAUGCCUUCAGUUCUCUCUAUACGUAUUUUUCUCAUGUAAAAAAUCUUUUUCCAAACCCACUUAGUUCUUGACUAAAUGGGAGCUGAUGAAGACCUCUUCUAUGCAUUUUAAGAAAGUAGUACUGUUUCUAUCAGUCCUGUGUAUAUACAUUUCUUUCCUCCAAAGUAAUUUCUUAUUCAUUUAGAGUUGUAAUUAUUUGACAGUAGCUAGACAUGAGAAAUUGCUGGAUACUACAAAAAUUUAGGUGAAAGAGAAGAAUUGUUUUUGAAAGACAUAUAUUUAAAAACACUUGCUGCCUAUAUUUUAAUCCUUUCAUUAUUUCCUAAAAUGUUACUUUUGAAGCAUUUCUGGCUUAGGCCCAUCUUGUAGUCUAUUCACCAGCAGUGUGCAUUCUGCAAGCCAGUGCUGUCCAAGGCAGUGUCCUCUUCAUUCAUGCCCUGUCUCUAGUUCUUCAUUGACUCUUCCCUCAUUGGAGUAGGUAGUAUUUGCUCAGUUUUGCUAGACUUCCUGUAAUGCAGAUUAGCAUUAGUGGUUUUAGUCACAGUUGAUUUUGUGACAGAGUUUAGACAGAAUAACACCCUCAUUUGACAGGUGUGGUUGGGUGGGUGGAUUUUUAGCAUCUUUAUUGAAGAUCUGAUACAAACACUAAUAAAUAAUGUUUUAAUUCCUCAAGUUACUUUCAGAGUUCUGCAGGUGGCAGCUCAUUUUCAAUAAUUAUAUUGAGAUUAACUUUGAAGUGGAUUUAAAAAUACAUUAAUAUUUCAAAGACCCCCUCAUUGCUGCCUGUGUCCUUCAGAGCCAAUCAGGAAUCUUGAGAGUCUUAUAUAAGUGCUUGUUGGAGCUAACUGAUCCUCGGUUUAAACAGAUUUUGGCAGUACUCUAAAGAUGCUUUAGAGUCGUUAUAGAUGCUAUUCUUACGACUUCAGAAAAAGUUAUCUUAAUUUUACUCUUCUUACGUACUGAAAGCUUACAAAAAAUCAGGAUGAUUCUGUGCAUUCUGUAGCAAAAGUGCAGCUGAGCCUUGAACAAUACAAACGGCUUUAUACAAGUGCAGCUUCCCUCACACACACCCUGCCCAACUUUAAGAACGGAUAUUCCGUGUUCUUAAACUGUGUGGAUAGUUCUUUGUUGUCUGGGUUAUUAUGGGGUGACUCUAGAGCAUUUGUUCCUCAUUUAUUGUAUUUUAUUUUUCCCCUUACAAAGAUCUUUUACCCUGAGAUGAUAGUCAGAAGAGGAAAACUUGGUGUUAACAACAGGAAAAAAUUAUUUUUCAGAACUCUAGUGUCAUCACUUUACAGACAGUGGAAGUCUGCAUGAUUAUGCUCUGAAUCUAAAGUUCAGUGUUCUGUUACAUUAUAAGAAAUCAGUCUACAAAAUAUAUUUAAUAUAUUGAAUUUAUCUGUACAUAUGCAGAGUACGGUAUUUAUAUAUGGAAUCUGUGCUUUAUUCUUAUUUUUUCCAGUUCUAUGAUGAGUAGAAUAUUAAAUGUGUUGUUAUGAACAUGCAGAUUAUUGCUUCUCUAGGAAGGUAAUUACGAAAAUAAAAAUCUGAAACUAUAAA